Alosa alosa (allis shad) is the source of this 2139-nucleotide messenger RNA. RefSeq names its product Smad nuclear interacting protein (gene snip1). The coding region runs from base 193 to 1350 and encodes 385 amino acids. Gene Ontology annotation, cellular component: nucleus. The transcript has 4 exons. Gene Ontology annotation, molecular function: protein binding; mRNA binding. Gene Ontology annotation, biological process: miRNA processing. Lineage: Eukaryota; Metazoa; Chordata; Actinopteri; Clupeiformes; Clupeidae. The record is from RefSeq and is a predicted model, not a curated record.
AAGACGAUGAGCUAUGUCGGAACUUUUAGCCUUGUAUCUACUGCGGAACUAUUUACAACAGGCCACCGGAAGCGGAAGUUGGCUAAGCAUCAGCAUUAGCAACGUGAAUUUAGCUUCUAUCGGUGGUUGUGUGAUAUGAAGGUAAUUCUCCAAUUUAGGAAGUAAGUAAGUUUGUUAUCCCAGGUGCUCGGAAUGGAAAGCAGAAAACGACAUAAGCGGCCUGAAUCUCCCAUACGUGACGCAAAGAUAAAAAUUAAAGAAGAAAAACUCAGUCCAGUUCGGGCUCAGAGAUCACGCCGAUCAAGUUCUGGAUCUAACGGCUCAAGUCCCCCGAGGAGACGAGGCAGCAGAUCACCGCGCAGGAGAAGGGACCGUUCACCGGGAGUAAGGGAUAAGACGAGAGGAGGUCGCGACAAGUCUCCACCAAGCAGAAGUCGUAGUCCGUCUCGGGAUGCCGAUAUCAAAAUUAAGCGGGAACGUGAAGUUCGUGGCGAUGAAGAGAGGAGGCGUCCUAGUCGAUGGGAGGAUGUGGAUGACAGGCAGGUGAAGAGAGAGGCAGAGCGCCCACGUCAGAGAGAGAGGGAAAGGGAGAGAGAGAGGGACAGAGACGUGGAAAGAGAUAGGAGGGGAGGUGGAGGGAGAGGAGGACGAGUUGAACAUGCUCGUGAGCGGGAUAUUCACGCCUUCCAGCAGCAGUCAGCUGAGAGGCAGCGCCACGACGAGCAGCGCCUGGAGAGGAGAGCCGCUAGGCAGGCUGGGAACGAAGAAGACCAAGCCUUUGGUGGGCCUGACCAGGAAGAGGAUGAUGACGCCACAGCCGCCGACAAGGAGAAACCCAACUUUGAACUGUCAGGAGCCCUGGUGGAAGAUACCAACACGUUCAGAGGGGUGGUGAUUAAAUACAACGAGCCGCCUGAGGCCCGCAUCCCUAAGAGGAGAUGGCGCCUGUACCCCUUUAAGAAUGAUGAGCCGCUCCCAGUUAUGUACAUCCACAGGCAGAGUGCCUACCUUAUGGGGCGGCAGAGGAAGAUUGCCGAUAUCCCCAUUGACCACCCCUCCUGUUCCAAGCAGCAUGCAGUUUUCCAAUAUAGGCUGGUGGAACACACCCGGGCCGACGGAACCUCUGGGCGUCGGGUAAAGCCCUACAUCAUCGACCUGGGCUCAGGCAAUGGCACAUACCUGAACAACCAACGCAUUGAGGCCCAGCGCUACUACGAACUGAAGGAGAAGGACGUGCUCAAGUUCGGCUUCAGCAGCCGCGAGUAUGUGCUGCUGCAUGAGACCUCCGACACCAGCGAGGUGGACACCAAACAGGAAGAGGACGACGAGGAUGAAGGCCUAGACGAGUAGGGGAGGGGGUCAAGCUCGACAAAGACUGCCCUUUGAGGCACAAUGAAAAACCUCCUCUUUGGUUGAGAUCACCGACUACAAAAUAGCAGGUGACGAGGAAGACACGGUUAUUCGAACUGUUUUCAUGUUGUAAUGGAAAAAAAAAGUGGAAAUGUCUCCACAACAUGUCUGUAUACCGACAGGCCCCAGUGUCCAUGGAACUAGUGUAUAAGACAUUCUUAUCUCAGGUGGUUAGUCUGAGUGCAGUGGUGCAGUUUACACACUCCACUGCCUCUACAAGCUCAUGCCAACUCCUACAAGUGCUUAACGCCAGCUUCAUGCGCUCUAUCACAAGACAUUGCCAUGUAUUUAGGAUUAGGCUUAUUACUAGCCUAUAUGUUGUACCUCUGUUGUACAUGUCCAGGCUAUUUACUGUCAAUGCACUGGAUGUAUUGAAAGUUUGUGCUGGACUUUUUUUAUUUUAAAUCCAGCAAAAAGCAGUGGGUCACACGGUAUUAUAGAAGAAAAUGAAACCAAAACUGUUUUGUGGGCCUUUAUUCAGCUCCUCUGUCCUGUUUGUAAGCAGAGUGUGGAGUACAGUCGCUGUACUUUGUUAUCUUCAUUGAGUUUAGGUGGUAUCCGAUUCCACUGGCAAUGCUCCUCAUCACUGGUAUCAUCGUACAAAGAAAUUGAUUAUUUUCAUGUAUUAUGAGAAACACUUUUUUUGGUAAGCUCCAGAGUAUCUUGGCAUAUAUAUUUUUGGUUAGUUUUAGAUGUUUUGUAUUGUAAAUAAACAUGUAAAAAAAUCGG